AUGAAACAAUAUGCGAAAUAUAACAUGUGAAAUAUACAUUGUUUUUAGUAAUUAUAGUAAUUAUAAAGAUCUAUUGGAAGACAAACAAACUAAUUCAACGAACUCAGGCAGUCGAAGCAUGAAACUUAAUCUUAAUUAUCAUCACAAUUUUUCGGUCCAUUCCUAUCUUCUCAAAUAUUUUAGAGCUUGCACUUCAAUCACUAAUGCAACAUUAGAGAUUUACUUGGGAGGUCCGUCUCCUCAUGCACCUGGAAGGAUGGAAAAUGUUCAUACGUUUUGA
Messenger RNA from Heterotrigona itama, 280 nucleotides. NCBI's taxonomy places the organism in Eukaryota, Metazoa, Arthropoda, Insecta, Hymenoptera, Apidae. The record is from the annotation of a GenBank genome assembly.